AUGCCGACACCGGAGCAGGCCUUAAAGUUGAGCGAUAUUCCUGGACCUGAUGCAAAUAAGGCCUUGCAUUAUAUUGACCGAAAAUCUCACACAUCAUUCGAUGUCUCAAAGGAGGUUUGGACAGGUCUCGGUUUGCCCGAAACCUCAUUGACAGCUGUCAGGCUUCCUGGUAAAGAAGGGCCUGCCCUUCCUUCGUCGUUCAAAAUCGGAAUUCUCGGGCAAGCCUCUAUCGGACUGUCUGCGCUUGCCGCUGCGCAGGUUCAUGCCUUACGAAACAAGACCUCCGUUCCUUCAGUUACGGUACCGCUCGAGCAUGCUGUCAUAGAGUACAAAUCCGAGAGAUUGUAUACCGUUUCUGACGAACUUGCUCCUGCGUCAGGCGGCGCUAUCGGUGGAUUGCAUAAGACCUCAGAUGGCUAUGUUCGAAUCCACGAUGGGUUUCCAAAUCACGUUCAAGGUACUCUUGACUUGCUUGGCUUGAAAGCUGGUGCUACUCGACAGCAAGUGUCUGAGCAGACUGCAGAUUGGGCCAGUAUUGACUUGGAAAACUGCGGAACCGCAGAGGGUAAAGUCGCAAUUUACGCUCUGCGAUCAUACCGUCAAUGGGAUAAGCUCCCUCAGUCGAUGGCCAUUAGCAACUUCCCUAUCAGCAUCAAGCAGGUGUCCAAGUCAACUCCAAUUGGCCUGCCAAGCAGGAUGCAGCCUGGGAAUCUCAAGUGCCUACAAGGUCUUCGGGUCGUUGAGAUGAGUCGGGUAAUUGCUGCACCGUUAUGCGGCAAGACCCUGGCAGCCCAUGGAGCUGAGGUUAUUUGGGUGACUUCACCAACACUACCAGACCUGCCGAGGGUUGAUCGGGAAUUUGGCCGUGGGAAAAAGACUGUCCAACUCGACAUACACAAGGCUGAGGAUCGAAAGCAGCUUCUUAGCCUUCUCAAGGACUGCGAUGUGUUCGUUCAAGGUUAUCGACCUGGCAGCCUUGCUUCAUACGGGCUGUCCCAUGAUGAGUUGCGAAACAUCAAUCCAAACAUCAUUGUUGCCAACAUGUCUGCUUUCGGCCCUGAAGGUCCAUGGUCAGGCCGCCGUGGAUUUGACUCGCUUGUGCAGACAUGUUCAGGCAUGAAUGUCUCUGAAGCUGAACACGCUGGGAAGGGUGAGGCUGCUCGCCCAACACCUUGCCAGGCCCUCGAUCAUUCAGGUGGAUAUAUGCUUGCAGUUGGCGUCAUGGCUGCCGUGUAUCAUCGCGCCGUCAAGGGCGGUUCCUGGAGGGUCGAUGUUUCGUUGGCUGGCAUGAUGAAGUAUUUGAGAAGCCUCGGCCAGUACCCUGGAGCGAGCGGCUUUGAAGCGAGUGACUUUGAAAAGCCCGAGGAUGUGCCGGAGGAGUAUUUCGAGGUCCAGGAGACGGGGUUCGGCACCAUGAAGUCCAUCAGGCACAGUGCUACUAUUGAGGGUCUGGAGGUCGGCUGGGAUAUCAUGCCGAAACCGCUUGGCUCCGAUAAGCCUGCAUGGGAUUAG
Molecule: messenger RNA, 1512 nt
Organism: Fusarium fujikuroi IMI 58289
Lineage: Eukaryota; Fungi; Ascomycota; Sordariomycetes; Hypocreales; Nectriaceae
Product: related to CAIB/BAIF family enzyme
Exons: 1
Coding region: 1-1512 (503 amino acids)
Molecular function (GO): catalytic activity
Source: RefSeq, a predicted model, not a curated record